This is a messenger RNA of Penicillium concentricum, 1122 nucleotides long. RefSeq names its product TauD/TfdA dioxygenase family protein. Gene Ontology annotation, cellular component: cytoplasm. NCBI's taxonomy places the organism in Eukaryota, Fungi, Ascomycota, Eurotiomycetes, Eurotiales, Aspergillaceae. The coding region runs from base 1 to 1122 and encodes 373 amino acids. The record is from RefSeq and is a predicted model, not a curated record. The transcript has 2 exons. Gene Ontology annotation, molecular function: 2-oxoglutarate-dependent dioxygenase activity.
AUGCCUUCCUCAGCCCCCGUUCGUUCCAAACAUCCCAAAAAGGAAGAACCAAUCAGUUAUGAUAUCAAUAUCCCCUACGUCGAUGUAGACAAACAAUCCAAGAUCUCAACCAAAUACCCCCAAUACCUCCCCUCUUGGGAUCCAAUCUGGUUCGAUCCUCUUCAACCCUUCGAAUAUGAAGAUCCAGCUCUGCGCGUCCGCAACAAAUCAAAACCAAACCUCCUUCCCCCAUCCGCAAAAGUCUCCCACAUCCAGCCAAGCCUAGGAACAAUCGUUGAAAACGUCCAACUCUCCUCCCUCUCCGCCGCAGGAAGAGAUGAACUCGCCCUCCUCAUCACAGAGCGCAAGGUCGUCGCCUUCCCAGAUCAGGACCUUAUCGAUGCUGGCCCAGAUGCCCAGGAAUCCUUCAUGCGCCACUUCGGUAAACCAAACUACCAGCCCGUCUCCGGUUCCAUGACAGACCACCCCGCUUUCCAUAUCAUUCAUCGUGACGGAAAUAGAGAUGAAAUCACUCGUUUCUUGCAACAGCGCACGACAACGACCCUCUGGCAUCAGGAUGUUAGUUAUGAAAUCCAGCCUCCCGGUUAUGUCAUGCUUGGCCUCCUGCAGGGCCCCGAAGUCGGCGGUGAUACCGUUUUCGCGGCUACAGAUCUAGCCUAUAAGCGUCUCUCACCGGCUGUCACAGGUUUCCUGGAUGGGUUGAAGGUUACUCAUUCCUCAGCCAAGAUGAUUGGUCAUGCUCGCUUGACGGGUGGCUUGGUCAGAAAGGAUCCCGUUGAUACGGUCCAUCCGCUUAUCCGCGUACACCCCGUGACCGGUGAGAAGUGUAUGUUUUUGAAUGGCGAGUUUAUUACGAGAAUUCAUGGUCUUAAGGAUUCAGAGACUAAAUGGGUCUUGGAUUUCCUUAUGAAUCAUUUGGUUACCGGUCAUGAUUUCCAAGUUCGGGUGCGUUGGCAACCGAGGACAAUUGUGAUGUUUGAUAAUCGGUCAACUAUUCACUCGGCUAUUGUUGAUUAUUUGGAUGAUGAUUACGGUGCCAAGGCUCGUCAUAUCUUCCGUUUGAUUGCUCUAGGUGAAAAGCCCAUUCCGGUGUAUGAGGAUGAAGUUGAUGAAUUCGAAUAA